Molecule: messenger RNA, 1331 nt
Organism: Sorghum bicolor (sorghum)
Lineage: Eukaryota; Viridiplantae; Streptophyta; Magnoliopsida; Poales; Poaceae
Product: GDSL esterase/lipase CPRD49
Exons: 6
Coding region: 292-1062 (256 amino acids)
Source: RefSeq, a predicted model, not a curated record
AGGAUUUUAAUUGUGUACAUCUUUUAGAUAAGAAUACUGUAACAGCAUAGAGUAGCUAGCGGUUGCAAUAAAGGAAGCGAAUGAAGUAGGCAGGAGUAGGCCGCAGUGAGAGUGCACUAGCUAGUAGCAGUACUACGCACCUCCAUUCAUAGUCUAGUGUCUACUCCGAGUCCGACCAUCCCCAUUCUCGGAGCAGAGUGUAGAUCCAGCGAGGUGGAUCCGCCAUCAAUUGCAAGGAAGAAGAGAGGAGCAGGACAUCCAGUGGGAGUACUACUUGUUGGCAGGAGGACGAUGCUUGGAGGCCGUCCCCUCUUCGUGCUCUUCGGCUCCUCCAUCGUGCAGUACGGCUUCAGCAAUGGCGGAUGGGGCGCCGCGCUUGCCGACAUCUACGCCCGCAAGGCUGAUAUCCUGCUAAGAGGAUAUAUCGGCUGGAACACAAGGCGGGCUGUUCAAGUGAUGGACAAAGUGUUCCCUAAGGAUUCAGCAGUGCAGCCGUCUUUGGUAAUAGUUUACUUUGGUGGAAACGACUCCAUUGCUGCUCAUUCUUCUGGUCUCGGGCCUCAUGUGCCGCUAGAUGAGUACAUAGGGAACAUGAGAAAGAUUGCAGCACACCUAAAGAGCCUCUCUGAGAAAACACGGGUCAUUUUCCUGAGCUGCCCACCUCUGAACGAGGAGAGGCUUCGAAACUCAACCAGCAGUACUAUACUUAGUGAGAUCGUCCGGACCAACGAAACCUGCCAUCUGUACUCUGAUGCCUGUGUAGCUUUGUGCAAGGAGAUGAACCUGAAGGUGGUUGAUCUCUGGCAUGCCAUUCAGAAGAGGGAGGACUGGAUCACUGCAUGCUUCACGGAUGGGCUGCAUCUGUCUGAAGAGGGGAGCAACAUUGUGGUGGAAGAGAUCCUGAAGGUGUUGAAAGAGGCAGAGUGGGAACCAUGCCUGCACUGGAAGGCGAUGCCCACGGAGUUUGCUGAGGACUCCCCCUUCGAUCUUGUCUCCUCCAGUGGUGACACCACUGUGAACCCGUCGGAGUGGACAAUCCACAGGAAAUUACCAUGGGACUGACUUGUAUUUGUGCCUUUGUGGACUUGAUUUGAUUCGGUGGUUUGGAUGCAUGCAUUUGUUCUACCUGGAUGGAAUUGGAAUGAAUCAUGAUCCUCAAGAAUAACGACGGAGGACUGGAGUUAAGGGGACCCGGAGAAUAUGAUACCAUCAUCUUUUCUAUUCCAGACCUCGUUCUCUCGAAGAUUGAUUGAUUAUUAUUGUGCUUUCCCCAUGAUUAUGGGUGUGUUUGGAUUGAUGGCAAGGGGGGCUAGGAUGCAUCCAUGUUUUCA